UAGUCAUAUAUGAAUUAUUAAAAUUAUAUAGACACAAACUUUGUGUAUGAAUAUACGAUCAUAUAUGAUUAUGUAUAUCGACUAUACAUGAUUAUAAAAAAUUAUAUAGAGACAUACGUCGUGUAUCAAUAUACGAUCAUUUCACCAAAGGUCAAAGACAUUAGGUACUAGUCUCUCCAACUAUCUUCUUUUCUCCGGACCUUUGACAUAGAUCUUAUGAGCUCCUCGUAGAAGAUUAUGAAGAGUAUGCACUAGAUCUUCGUAAGGUAUCUCUCCAUCAUUUCAGGAUAUUCCUAGAUAGUUGUGUUCUAACCACCGUUUCUCACAUUUUCUUCAUCUCGGUAGGGUGUUCCAAGAGUACGGUGGUCGAAAGAGCAAGACUGAUGGAGUUGCAUCUUCCUCGAGAGCAACGAACACUACCUCUUUGAAGAUGAACUCGUUGCAAGUGCUCUUGAAGCCUUGGAUAUCUACUACGUAGGCCAUGGCGAAAUGAUUACUAAAACGUAUCUGGUUCCUCUUUAUACUGCUUGCGAGAGCUAUGUCAACCAAUCAGAUGACGACUUCCCCCUCCACUUUCCUCUUAGUCAAUCAGAUCAAUGCUUCCCCUUCUACAUUCUUACGAACCAAGCAGCGUUACAGCUUUUCUACUGCAUUAUAGUGGGGAGACCUCUACUUAAGAAAAAAUUGAUGCUUAAAGAAUCAUUAUUGUUCAUCGACUCGUGGAGUAAGGAGCUGCUGUGUAAAAAGUGACAAGUUAUAUAAAAAGUUUUGUGUAAAAGUGCCAAUAGAUCAUCGAACGAAAGUGUACAACGAACUUCUUAACUGCUGAACUACAAUCUGGUGGAUGCUGAAUCGUUAAAGGAAGUGUAAAAAGUGACAAGUGCUGUGAAAAAGUGUAACGCUACCAGACGUUGAAUCGCUGUACGACGAAUCUCUGCUGGACAACUUAAAAAGUGAUAAAUCAAAAUAGUGCAACGUUUCAACAAAACUGUCGAACGACGAAUUGCUGCCCAACAAACUGCCGAACAUCAUUUUCUCCAUUAAUAAGUGAGUCAAAAAAAUGGAUUUAACAAACGAAUUAGUAGACAUAGUGAAAGAGUUGUGGCGUAUUGUAAAAUAUGCUUGUGAUGGAGACUUAAACUCUAGCGACUUGCAAAGGUCGAUUGAUUUAACCUCUAAAACUAUUAGUGAAGUGGAAGAAUUAAUAGAGUCAUCAGCCUUAAAUAUUUAUAAGAAAAAGACAUGUCAAACUUCGUGUGGUCAACUUUAUAGUAUUCAUCGAUUACUCAACAACUGCUUACUAAAAGUUGGCAGUGGACUUGAAGGGGUUAUUCCUAGUGUGACGUGGGAUGAUACUAAAUCAGCAUUCAAAAAUAACCUCAAAACUGGUGUUAUAACAAACGUGAAACAUUUGGACAUAAUCAUGGAAGGCGCAUGUGUUCUCUUUAUGUUGAAAAUUGAAGAAGCGUUACUAGUGCAUAAGUCGAUAAAAGUUGACACAAGUCUCGCUGCAGAGUACAUGAUUGUCGAAGAAAAUAAAGAAAUUGUGGAAGUCCAAUAUUUCAAUACAAAGUCUGCUUCAAUCUACGCAACUAGUGACUUAAAAGAGUAGUUUGCAGUUAAUGUUAAGCAGCCGAUUGAACGAGACAUGGAAGAGUUCCAGGAACGAGACUCUGGAUGGACUUUAAGGAGCAUUCUCAACUUAACGGAGAAUAUGAAAAAAUUUAGCCCCAUGAUAGCUGCUUCAUACAUCGAGUUACCAAUGGCUAUACAAAAGAAAAGAGCAUGUGUCAAUGUUCAAAAUCAAGACAACGAAUGCUUUAAAUGGGCCAUUCUCUCAGCUUUACAUCCUGUAGAUAUAAAUGCAUAGCGAGUUUCAAAAUAUCAAGCCUAUUCGAAUGAGUUGAACUUCAAAGAUAUUGAAUUCCCAGUAUCUGUAAAGCAAAUACCGAAGUUUUUGAAGCAGAAUGACAUCUCUGUAAAUCUCUUUAUACUCAAGAAGAAGGGUAGUGUAUUUAAUGUGUCGCCAUGUCACUUGACAGCUUCAAAGAAAGAUAAACAUGUGAACCUGUUGCUGGUACAAGACACUUAUAUAGAUGAGAACGAAGAACAACAAGGAAAUUUGAGAAUUCCACGAUUCCAUUACGUAUGGAUUGAAGAUUUGUCUCGUUUAGUAAAUUUACAAUUAUCAAAGAAUUCACAUAAAAAACAUCUCUGUGAUCGUUGUCUUCACUAUUUUCAUGAUAAGCCAAAAUUGAAAGCUCACGUAGUCGACUGUUUACAAGCAAAUAUGUGCAAAGUGUUGUUACCUCAAGAAAAAUACAGCGUGCUGGACUCAAAAACGUCAACAAAGCAAAGAGAGAGUUCCAAUAGUUGUGUAUGCAGACUUCGAACGCAUACUCAAGCCUGUUGACGAUAAUCGAGCUUACCAAGAGCAUAAACCCUUCAGCAUUGGCUGUUAUGUUCAAUACACUUAUGACGAAUUCAAGUACAAGUACAUCAGUUACAGAAGAAAGACAGAACAAGACGAAGAUCCUGCGAAAUGGUUUGUUUCACAACUCUACAUGCUAGCUGAAGAACUCACCAACAUGCACAAGAAUCCCUUGCUAAUGAAGGAUAUGGAUCAAAGAUCGUUUGAUUGUGCUACGACUUGUCACAUCUGUAGAGGACCGUUCAACGUGACAGACAUCAAAAUUCAAGAUCAUUGUCACCUUACGGGACAGUAAGUAUUCCACAACUUGAGCGCAUAUGAUUCGCACUUGUUCGUAAAGGAGCUUGCCGAUAACUCCAAGGGACGAGUCUCUAUCAUACCGCAAAAUAAAGAGAAGUACAUCUCUUUCACCAAACAUAUUGAUAGAAGUGACAUCAACUUCAAGUUUAUCGACUCCUUCCGAUUCAUGCCAUCUUCACUUGACAAAUUUGUAGCGUAUUUAGACAAGUUGGAAAUAGUCGAUAGAGAGUUCAAGAAGGAGUUCAGCGAUGUUCCCGUACGAUCAUAUCAAAUCUUUUGACUACUUGAACGAGAUCUCCCUUCCAGACAAGGAGAGUUUCUAUAGUAGCCUCUAUGAUAGUGGAAUAUCAGACGAGGACUACAAGCAUGCUCAGACGGUCUGGAAUGCUUUUAAUAUCGAAACACUUGGUCAGUACUCAGACCUAUUUCUAAAAACUGACGUACUUCUCCUCGCUAACGUGUUCGAAGACUUCAGAUCCAAGUGUCUCCAUACCUAUGAGCUAGAUCCUGCUCAUUACUAUAUCACCCCCGGAUUUACAUGGGAUGCUAUAUUGAAGUAUACUGGCAUCAAGCUCCAGCUGCUAACUGAUAUAGACAUGCUACUACUCUUCGUCGAGCGGGGCAUCCGAGGUGGUAUCAGCCAAUGCUGUAAUAGAUAUGCCAAGGCCAACAAUCGAUACAUGGAGUCUGGAUACGAUGAGGAUGAAGAGUCAAAGUACCUGAUGUACUAUGAUGUCAACAACCUAUAUGGAUGGGCAAUGACACAAUCCCUGCCAUGUGAUGGCUUUAAGUAGGAGGAAGACCUGAAUUGUGACUUCUUCAAUGUUCCCGACGAUGCUCGUAGGAUACAUUCUGGAGAUAGACCUCGAUCCGGAAAGUCUCCACGAUACUUACAAGGACCUUCCACUCUGUCCAGAGCAUGCAGCACCACCAGGAUCAAACCAAGAGAAGUUGCUAACCACUGAACAACAAGGAUCGCUAUGUCCUGCAUUACGUUGCUAUCAAGCAAGCUCUCAAGUACGGUAUUCGAUUGAAGCAUAUCCAUCGUGCUCUCCAAUUCAACCAGAAGCCAUGAUUGAAGCCAUUCAUUGACUUGAACAGCGAGAUGAGAAAGAAUGCGAAGAAUGAGUUUGAGAAGAUGCUCUUCAAACUCUUUAAUAACGCAGUGUAUGAUAAGAUUAUGGAGAAUGAGCGAAAGAGAGUCGACGUGUAGCUGGUAAACAAGUGGGAAGGUAGCUAUGGCUGUGAGACAUACAUUGCUCAGCCCAACUUCCACAGCUGAGCGAUUUUUAAUGAGAAUCUCGUGGCUGUACAACUUGCCCGCACUGAGAUCUCUGUUCGCAAGCCCAUCUACAUUGGAUUGGCAGUGUUGGACUUGUCGAAGAGUCUUGUUUACCGCUUCUACUACGAAUACAUGCAGGAGCGAGUGGGAGACAAGGCUAAGUUGCUCUACACUGACACGGACAGUCUCAUCUAUGAGGUCAGCGAUGUAGAUAUGUAUGCUGUGAUGACGGCUGACCUUCGUGAGUUCGACACUUCUGAUUAUCCUGCUGAUAAUCAGUUUAACAUCCCUCAACAAGAAGAAAGUCGGACUUGUGAAGGAUGAGUGUAACGGCAACAUCAUGACAGAGUUUGUCGGGCUCCGUAGCAAGAUGUACUCGGUCAAGGUGCAAGACCAACAGCCUAUCAAGAAGGCAAAGGGUGUAAAGUCGUCAGUCGUUAAGUCGACUAUCGAGUUUGAUGACUACAUCCAUUGUCUUCGAGACAAUGCAACAAUCAUGAGACAGCAGAAGAACAUCCGCAGCCGUCUUCAUGUCAUUAGAAGAGAGAAAGAGCAAAAGAUCGCUCUGAGUCCACAUGACGAUAAGCGAUACCAGAUCCCCGGUCAGACGGAUACUGUACCGUGGGGUCAUUACAUGAUUGAUGGAUAUCAGCUUAUCGAGGAAGAUGAGCCAUCUGCGAAGAGAGUCAGAUUACAUUAGAUCACAGCUCUACUGCGCAGACUCCCUGCCAACCAAUCCGAUGUGUGAACCGCCGUCACCGCUGGUAGUAGUGGUGGGGAAGACAAUACUUAAGGAAGCCCAACGCUCUCGAAAUCAUUCUCGAUCAACGAGCUAUAGAUCAAAGACCUCAAAGAUGGACGCUAUCAACAAGAUUGCCAGCGGAGGAUUCCUUCCCACGAAGAAGAUGUCUGAGCUACAGACCGGACAGAAGCAUAUGGUGACAUCCCUACGUCCAGUCAAAACCAGAUAUGGACUGAGAAUUGUGGCUACUCUAGACGAUGAAUAUCAGGUGUUCCUCCCUCCCGGUGUAUCAGCUGCAUUGGAGAAGGACAAAGAGACCUUUGAGAGUAAAUCUAGUCAAGCCAUGGAGAUGAAGCUGUCCCUGACCUCAAAAGGCGAAAAUAACAUUGAAUUUUGUAUUGUCUGAAUGUUAACCAUUGUAAAUAAUUGUUUGAAUAAAUAAAGGAAGUUAAUGGAGAGAUAGUUAACUAUGGUUGUAUCUCACAGGUAAGAGCGAACGUGGGGCUCUCAUCACUU
Messenger RNA from Nasonia vitripennis (jewel wasp), 5271 nucleotides. RefSeq lists its product as uncharacterized. The record is from RefSeq and is a predicted model, not a curated record. The transcript has 3 exons. Lineage: Eukaryota; Metazoa; Arthropoda; Insecta; Hymenoptera; Pteromalidae. Bases 2980 to 3525 code for a protein of 181 amino acids.